This is a messenger RNA of Zeugodacus cucurbitae (melon fly), 1029 nucleotides long. RefSeq names its product proteasome subunit alpha type-4 (gene Prosalpha3). The record is from RefSeq and is a predicted model, not a curated record. Gene Ontology annotation, cellular component: nucleus; cytosol; proteasome core complex. Lineage: Eukaryota; Metazoa; Arthropoda; Insecta; Diptera; Tephritidae. Gene Ontology annotation, biological process: ubiquitin-dependent protein catabolic process. The transcript has 4 exons. The coding region runs from base 157 to 939 and encodes 260 amino acids.
UUUAAUGUUAUUGUUUGUAAGCACUCAAAUAUUUCAGAGUUGAUUAAAUUUUCAACGAAUCAAUUGUGUUGGCAACACUUUUAGCGGCAGGAAUGACAAUACAAUUUCAUUGCUGAAAUAAGUGAAUAUUAAAAAAUUUAAUUGAACUACAGCAACAUGGCACGUCGUUAUGAUUCGCGAACAACCAUCUUCUCCCCAGAAGGCCGACUAUACCAAGUGGAAUAUGCUAUGGAAGCUAUUUCUCGUGCUGGCGCUGCCCUAGGUAUACGCGCAGAUGAUGGUAUAGUUAUAGCUGCAGAAUGCCACACUACAAGUCCAUUAUUAGACAACGACAUUUUCCAGGAUAAAAUUUACAAGAUCAAUGAUCAUUUAUGUGUUGCUGUAGCUGGUAUUACGUCGGAUGCCAAUGUUCUGGUAAAUGAAAUGCGUUUAAUUGCACAACGUUAUCAAUAUAAUUAUGGUGCACCAAUACCGGUUGAACAACUGGUCUCGCAUUUGUGCGAUAUCAAGCAAGCCUACACACAAUAUGGUGGUAAGCGUCCAUUUGGUGUAUCGAUUCUUUACAUGGGCCACGAUAGACGUCAUGGAUUUCAACUCUAUCAGUCCGAUCCGAGUGGUAAUUACAGUGGCUGGAAUGGAACCUGCAUCGGCAAAAGUUUUGGUGUAGCUAUGUCUAUGUUGAAGACAGAACUUGCUAACCGUUACGAUAACGCUGAUAAUCGGCUUACAACCGAAGAAGCCAAGAAAAUCGCUAUUAAAGUGUUGGCUAAGAGUAUGGAGGGCAUUAAUGCAGAAAAAGUGGAAAUGGCAGUUACCACUCUGGGAAGUAAUGAACGCCCUGUAAUUAAGAUGGUCCAAAAAGAAGAAAUUGAACGAUUGAUAACAACACACAAUGAAGAGGAAGAAGAAAAGAAAGCAUCGACGUCAGGGUCGAAAUAGAAUUAGAUAUUCGAUUUUCUAACUAAUAUUUUCAUGUUACGGAAUUAAACGAAAUUAUAAAAAAAAAUAAAAAUAUCUUUCAAAAUAUCA